CCGGGCCUGGACGACGUGGUGAAGGAAUGCCGCGGGAAGAACCUCUUCUUCUCGAGCGACAUCGAGAAGGGCAUCAAGGAGGCUGAUCUGAUCUUCAUCUCCGUCAACACGCCCACCAAGACGUUCGGCAUCGGCAAGGGUCGUGCAGCUGAUCUGAAAUUUGUCGAGGCAUGUGCAAGAAAAAUUGCCGAAGUAGCAGAGGGACACAAGAUCGUCGUGGAAAAGUCAACAGUACCGGUUCGCGCUGCAGAAUCCAUCUCUCACAUUCUCAGUGCCAACACAAGGCCAGAUGUUUCAUUCCAGGUAUUAUCCAAUCCCGAAUUUUUAGCAGAGGGGACAGCUGUUACAAACCUUCUGUACCCUGAUCGUGUGCUCAUUGGCGGAGAGGAAUCUGCAGGGGGAGAUGAAGCUGUUGCGAAAUUGAUGUGGAUCUACACACACUGGGUUCCGAAGGAGAAGAUUGUCACCACCAGCACUUGGUCUUCGGAACUUUCAAAAUUGGCAUCAAAUGCAUUCCUGGCUCAGCGAGUAUCCAGCAUCAAUGCCAUCUCGGCCGUGUGUGAAGCAACAGGAGCUGAUGUAUCCCAGGUUGCUGCAGCUGUUGGUCUGGAUUCGCGAAUUGGACCCAACUUUCUUCAGGCGUCUGUUGGAUUUGGAGGCAGCUGUUUCCAGAAGGAUUUGCUAAAUCUCGUUUAUAUUGCCGAGUGCCUUAACCUACCGGAAGUGGCCAUGUACUGGCAGCAGGUCACAGAUAUGAAUGAAUAUCAAAGAACUAGAUUUGCCAAGAGAAUUGUAGAAUGCUUGUUUAACACAGUGACGGAUAAAACGCUGGCUGUGUUUGGGUUUGCCUUCAAGAAAAACACAGGUGAUACAAGAGAGAGUCCAGCCAUCUAUGUCUGCUCCCACCUGCUAGAAGAAGGGGCCAGACUUAACAUUUAUGAUCCUAAGGUUGAGCCAAAACAAAUUGAACAUGACUUAACAAGCUCAAGUGUGACAGACGACCCAGAGCGUGUACAGAAGCUCUUCAGUACCUACUCUGACCCAUAUGAAGCUGCCAAAGACGCCCAUGCUAUUGUUGUUCUUACUGAUUGGGAUGAAUUUAAGAAUUUUGACUACAAGAAGAUGUUAGACUCAAUGAAGCGACCGGCAUUCAUCUUUGAUGGACGUAAAAUGUUGGACCACUCUGCCUUGAUCAAACUGGGCUUCCACACAGAAACAGUCGGAAAGAGAUUUGCCCGUAAUGCUCUUCUGAGAGCUUCUGGUGAACAUUUUCCAGCAUUUUCAUGGACACCAUAACUCAAGCACAGUCUUCCAGCAGACAUCGUGGGUCCAAGGAUUGUGAGGAGGGCAAAGUUCUAGAAUAUCUGUACUGGUUAUCAAGUGUAUAGGGUGCUUUGAGAAUAAGUUUACUGUUGUUUGAUUAAUGUCUUAAAUAACUUAUUGGUUGGGUACCUUUUAUGGCUUUGAUCUUAUCGCAAUAGAUCAUACAGAAGAGGCUUUAUUGAUGUUAAUUUAAGGAGGUGCAAAGUUGAUUUUGUGUUAUUUAAUAUUCUCCAUUGGCAUUAUUCAACCCUCAUUAUCAUUGUGUGAUUCAAACAAAGUUAUUUGGGAAUAUGCUAUGUAAAACACUUUAUUUUUUAGUUUAAUUCAAUAACAUUACAGAAGUAAGAAAAAGACAAAGCUCAAAGGGUUACAUCAGAGGAUGCAUCUUCGCAUUUCGUUUAAUGCGCUGCCUCCAUUUCUUGGUAGUCUGAAGAUUAAAUAGCCUUGAUUAUGUCUCCUUUCACAAUAAGUAGUUUCAGAUGUACAUUUUAAGUCCUGAUACUGGUAAUGUACAGACCCUCUAUGUAUCCUGGGAUGUUGUGGGAAGUGAGGAAAAUUAUAUACUGUGAGAAUUAUAUAAUAAACGUUGCUUUAAAGAUGAGGAAAUGUUGGCAAAAAAUGAAGAGGGUAAAUGCAGGGGAACUUUUAUCAACUAUCUUCAAAGUGCAAUUUCAUAUAUAAUAUGAAGAAAAUUUAUCUCAAUAUAAAUGAGUAUGGUUUUGUAAUGAUAUCUCUGUAGCAUAUGGUUAAAUGUUCACAUAGCUUCUGUAUGGCUUAAGUGAUAUUGGAAUAGUAUUUUAUAAAUGUUGUUAGUGAACUUUUAUCCUCUUGAAGAAUGGAAUCAAAACCUUCAAUAAUGUUUUUUAGCUGAUUUGUAGACAACUAUACUUGUUGCAGUAACCAAGAUAUAGCAUGAAAUUUUCAGUUGUAACUAAAAAAUUGGUGUUGAGAUGUUAUGCUAUACAGAAUAUAGCAGUAUAUUAUCCUUAAAUAUGUUUCCCAGCUGUCCAGUCUUGUAAGUCACAGCAAUAUCAAGUUUUAUAUAAUGGUAGUAUACAGUUAUUUGAAUGACCGCAUGAAUAAUCCUUUAGAUCUAUAAUUUUACAUCAUUAUGCCAACUAUUCCUUAUAUAUAUAUUGACAUGAGAGGAAUAUGAACAUGUCUCUUAAAGAUCCAAAUGUUUACCCUCAUAUUUGGUUUGUUGUUUUUGUUAACGUUUUUUCUCAGAAUUUUUAUAAAGUUGAAGUUUGGAACUUUAGACAUGAGAAUGUUGCCUGGGAUAGAAUACCCAGUCAGAUGGGAGAGCCGUUUUGUUCACAGAAUAUUUCUCUGUAAGAAGCUUUUAUGGACAUAUGGAUUGCCGUAUUUUUUUGUGGCAAGUAUUAACUGUGAGAAUUUUUUGUUUUAUUAUAUUUGCUUUAUUUUUAGAUUUGUAUUUGCUGUUAUCUUUAGUCAUUCUGAUUUUAGGAAAUUUCUGGGCUGAUUUUUAUUAAGUUAGGUUUAUUUAUCAUCCUUUUAAAAGUAAAGCCAGAGAUGUACCACAUUGUGUACUACUCGUUAAACAUUGAGAAUAUCCUGUGAUGGCAGUUUUGUAAUGCAUUUAUAUACUGAUUAACUGAGUAGACAGUAUUGGUUUGUUGAAUUACCGGUAACUUACCACAGACAUUCCCUAACUCAUGUAUUCCACACAUACACACAUACUGUUGAUCUUGUGUGUGUGAUGGGUCUGGUUUUACAUUGUAUUUGUCAGUUCCAGCAUGUAGGUUCAUAUUAUCAGUGUUAUUAGACAUACCAUAGGAGUGAGUGUAGUUGAUUUCAUGGCAGCAUUUUGAUUAAAAGAUAAAAAAAUAUAUAUAUAUAUAAUUUUGAGGUAGUUUAGUGAACAGGAGAUUUAUUAUGAAGUGGGGGGUAGCACAAUGUUGGUUUUGUUUUGUUUUUUUGUUUUUUGAUCAGUGUUUAACUGGACAUUUUGUUAGACCGUUAGAAUUAUCGAGUGAAAUGGUGCCAAGAUGAAGUUUAUUUUUCUUGUAGUUUAUUUGUUAAAAAUAACUUAUAUAUAUUUAAAUUUACUUAUUUAUGUAUAUGACGGAUAUCUCGAGGAUUAUGAGAGGUAUCAUAAUCCUGCAGCUGAUAUGCUGGAAAGGGAUACUCUACUUUAUACACAGCUACACUAACAUUCAACAUUUAUCUAUGAUAAGUGCUAGCAUGUACCUCUAAAGGAUAAUGAUUAAUUGAAGCCAGUGACUCAUAAACCUUCAUUUCCCAGUAUUAGGAUUGAGUGAUUGGCUGUCUAGCUGCAGCUCACUUAAAUAUUUGUUAAAUGCAUUAAAACAGAAGUCAAGAUAUUGUGUAUUACUGUUAAAAGAGUUUCCAUCUGAUGCACCAGCUAGUCUAAAGCAAAAAUCACAGCUGGCGUAAAUACUUAAGGAGUGUUGUGAAGUGUAAUAUGUUUGAGGAAUAAUUAUUUUUAUUAUUCAUUUCAGUUUAGAGAUUACAUGAAGGUAGAAUGGCUCUGUUGUUUUGCCGAAAGUUUCAGUGAGGGAUACUUAUUUCAGUGUGCGUUUGUGUAUUUCUGUGUGUGCGUGACGAGAUGACAAACCUAAUCCCUAACCUGAAAACAACCUGGUGAGUACCUGGCAAAUACUAAAAGAAUUUCUUAAUUGGGAGACUCAAUGUGUUAUGAAACAAGGUAAUUGAUUUUGCAAUCAAAAUUUGAUUAUCCAUGUAAAAAUCUUAUUUAAAAAAUAAUAUUCAGAUAAUAUAUAUAUAUUUUUUUUUUUUCCCUUUACUUUUUUUUUUUAUAAUGUUUGUAGUAAACAUAUCAGUAUUUAUCAUGUAAACUAUUUAUUUCAUUGUGACAGUCUUAGUUAUGUCAUUAGUAUUUGGACACCUUUUGUUAUUAUCACUUUUUACAGGAAUAAUAAUGCACAGACCCAUUAUAUGUUUGAUAAUAAAGGUGAUUAAACAUAACAACCUUUA
Penaeus monodon (black tiger shrimp) is the source of this 4302-nucleotide messenger RNA. It is a transcript of the gene sgl, whose product is annotated as UDP-glucose 6-dehydrogenase-like. Gene Ontology annotation, biological process: glycosaminoglycan biosynthetic process. Gene Ontology annotation, cellular component: nucleus; cytosol. The record is from RefSeq and is a predicted model, not a curated record. Gene Ontology annotation, molecular function: NAD binding; UDP-glucose 6-dehydrogenase activity. NCBI's taxonomy places the organism in Eukaryota, Metazoa, Arthropoda, Malacostraca, Decapoda, Penaeidae.